AUAAUGGAAAUUAAGGAGCUACAUUGAAAUUUUCAAUCAUAAUUUACAGCCAAGAAUUAAGGAAAACACGUGUUGGGCAAUGCAAGGGUUUGAGAAGCUAAAUAAAUCUAAACAGAUUUUGGAAAGUAAUCUGCAUCUCAAACAUAAUUGACAUCAUUAGUUCAAUUCAGUUACACUUCAGAAAAGUAAGAUAUGGAUUCUCAGAAGGCAAGCUACAACGCUGGAGUGACCAAGGGCCAAACUCAGGAAAAGGCCAGCAACAUGAUGGACAAAGCUUCUAAUACUGCUCAGUCAGCAAAAGACUCCAUGCAAGAGACUGGUCAACAGUUGAAGGCCAAGGCACAAGGAGCUGCUGAUGGUGUGAAGGAUGCAGUGAACAAGUGAAGAAGAGUGGAUCAUUUUAUUGGAUUUGUUUUCCCUUGACAUUGCUACAUGCCUGGUUGAUUCAAUUGUAGAUUUUUAUAUAUAUAUGCUCAAGUUAAUCUCGGGCAUUUUCAUAAGUUGAUUUCAUUUUAUAGCAAAUGUAAUCAUUAAGUCACCCAUAAGUCUAGUGAAAUUAAAUUCAUUUGUGGGUAUCUAGUUUCAAAUUCCAAUUUAUCGAUAUCCCUGAGAACGUUAACUUCAAAUUACACAAAUGAUCAUAUGAAUUCAAUAG
Molecule: messenger RNA, 655 nt
Organism: Glycine soja
Lineage: Eukaryota; Viridiplantae; Streptophyta; Magnoliopsida; Fabales; Fabaceae
Product: late embryogenesis abundant protein 2-like
Exons: 3
Coding region: 193-384 (63 amino acids)
Source: RefSeq, a predicted model, not a curated record